AUGUCCGAACAUGCUAUCAAAGCCCCGGCGCGACAAAUGGACGAGUUUGAAGAGCUCGUCUACGAGUAUACGAUUCGAAUGGGCCUGGGCAGCGAGGAGGUUCGUCCUAACAAGCGACUAGCUUCGCGACAAUCCACUAGCCUCAAGGAUACAUCGCUGACUAUUCUCCAGCACUGGGAUGUCGAUGCGCGCAGCUGCAAUCUGCGCUUUGAAUCCGCAACCCGCGGCCCGCCGGCCAAGGUCUCCUUCCUCAUCAACAUCACCCCGGCUCUUAGCAACUAUAUGGGCAACUUGCACGGCGGUUGCGCUGCCACUUUGAUCGAUGUUCUCUCCACCACGAUUCUCUUGGGUGUCUCGGAGCCCGGCAAGUUCUCUCUUGGCGGUGUGAGCCGCAAUCUUAAGGUGACCUACUUGCGCCCUGUGCCGACAGGUACUGAGGCACGGAUAGUGUGUGAGUUGAUACAUGUCGGAAAGCGGCUGGCACUGCUGCGUGCGGAGAUCCAGAAGGCCGAGUCUGGGGAUGUGUGCGUUGUUGGAGAGCAUGAGAAGGCGAAUACAGAUCCGGAGAUGAAACAGAGGAUUUAA
Messenger RNA from Penicillium atrosanguineum, 585 nucleotides. RefSeq names its product PaaI family thioesterase. Gene Ontology annotation, molecular function: fatty acyl-CoA hydrolase activity. The record is from RefSeq and is a predicted model, not a curated record. NCBI's taxonomy places the organism in Eukaryota, Fungi, Ascomycota, Eurotiomycetes, Eurotiales, Aspergillaceae. The transcript has a single exon. Bases 1 to 585 code for a protein of 194 amino acids.